AAGACGGACGAGGGAGGAGAGGCAUCUGAAUAAACGAAAGAAAGUGAUCAGAGCCGGACGCGAAUCGAAUCACGUAGAGAGUCGAGUACGCGAAUGGUGACCGCAGUUGGUAGCGAGGUGCGCGAUCGCCAUCAUCAUCACCAUUUCCUCUUCGUACAAUGGACGUUUUCAAAAUCGACCAGUCGCUGAGCGCGGGUCUGGGUAGCGCCCCGGCGCCAGACACCCUUACACCGGAAGUGUCGUUCGACGCCGGCAGUGAGUUCAAUUUGAGCUUCUUCGACGGCCCGGAGGAGAACAGCACUCAAGGAUUCAGCGAUCCAGGUUCCGUUGGUAGCGCCAGCGCAUCGCCACCGCCUGGAACACCGGCCAGCAUCCCUGUUAAUCCCUCGAACGCCGCCCUACCGAUUGUCCAAGUGCCCCCUGGCAUCGUCAUUAAGCAAGAUAGGUUUUGUUACAAGAAAGGGAGACUUGGCUAAUGGCAAUGCUAAUAACACGACGGUAUAAAUAGGAGAGAUUCCUUUAAGAGGAGAGAGAGAGAGAUUCGAGUUGGCGUUGGUAAGUGCAACGCCAUUGAACUGUCCACUAUAUGUAUAGUACGAGUGGUCAUGCAACGGUAAAAUUAAGGGAAAUUGAUUAAGAUUGGUCAUUUUAAAUGUAUCUGAUCGAACUUGUACAUUCUGACUUCCUGGUGCAAGAGUCGCACUCUUGAUUAAUGCGAAUUCUUUGAUAUUCGAAAUUUAUAUUAUCCAAUUAUAUAAAAAAUUUUCUUUAUAAAUAUUGUUAUAUUUAAAAAAUAAUAAAUUAAAAUAUCAUAAUAAAAAUAUUUUGAAAUUUC
Apis dorsata (giant honeybee) is the source of this 835-nucleotide messenger RNA. RefSeq lists its product as uncharacterized. NCBI's taxonomy places the organism in Eukaryota, Metazoa, Arthropoda, Insecta, Hymenoptera, Apidae. The record is from RefSeq and is a predicted model, not a curated record. The coding region runs from base 159 to 476 and encodes 105 amino acids. The transcript is spliced from 2 exons.